This is a messenger RNA of Oryzias latipes (Japanese medaka), 3060 nucleotides long. It is a transcript of the gene ppp2r1bb, whose product is annotated as protein phosphatase 2, regulatory subunit A, beta b. Gene Ontology annotation, cellular component: nucleus; protein phosphatase type 2A complex; cytoplasm. Gene Ontology annotation, molecular function: protein phosphatase regulator activity; protein binding. Lineage: Eukaryota; Metazoa; Chordata; Actinopteri; Beloniformes; Adrianichthyidae. The record is from RefSeq and is a predicted model, not a curated record. Gene Ontology annotation, biological process: protein dephosphorylation.
GCAGAGGAGCCGCAGGAUAGGGAGGGCUGUGCUGUUGUGGGGCAGAAACCCCGUAGUGCCGCACAACAGCGCCAUUCGGUAACUGCGACUGUGUCCAAAAUGGCUGGAGCUGAUGGAGACGAUUCUCUUUACCCCAUUGCUGUUCUCAUCGACGAGUUGAGAAACGAGGAUGUCCAGCUUCGUCUCAACAGCAUCAAGAAGCUGUCCACCAUUGCGCUAGCUCUCGGUGUGGAGAGGACUCGCACGGAGCUCCUUCCUUUCCUCACAGACACCAUCUAUGAUGAAGAUGAAGUGCUUUUGGCAUUGGCUGAACAGCUUGGCAAUUUCACUAUGUUGGUUGGGGGACCAGAGUAUGUUCACUGUCUCCUGCCUCCUCUGGAAAGUCUUGCAACAGUGGAAGAAACAGUUGUCAGAGACAAAGCUGUAGAAUCCCUGCGAAAGAUCUCUCAGGAGCACUCUCCAGUUGACCUGGAGGUCCACUUUGAGCCUUUGGUGAAGCGGCUAGCCAGUGGUGACUGGUUCACCUCUCGCACUUCAGCUUGUGGCCUCUUCAGUGUGUGUUAUCCUCGGGUAUCCAGCACUGUCAAGGCUGAAAUUCGUCAGCAUUUUCGCACCUUGUGUUCAGAUGACACCCCGAUGGUGCGUCGAGCUGCUGCAUCUAAGCUGGGGGAGUUUGCCAAAGUUCUGGAGCCUGAAUACGUAAAAAGUGACAUCAUUUCCCUCUUCACUGCUUUGGCUUCCGAUGAGCAGGACUCUGUGCGGUUGCUUGCAGUGGAGGCUUGUGUAAGCAUUGCCACUCUGCUGCCACAAGAGGACUUGGAGACAUUGGUGAUGCCGACCCUUCGCCAGGCCGCAGAAGACAAGUCUUGGAGAGUUCGCUACAUGGUGGCUGACAAGUUCUCUGAGCUUCAGAAAGCAGUUGGGUCCGAAAUUACCAAAAAUGACCUGGUCCCUGCCUUCCAGAAUCUCCUUAAAGAUUGUGAAGCUGAGGUCCGUGCUGCUGCAGCCAACAAAGUCAAAGAAUUCUGCGAGAAUCUCCCAGAGGACAAUCGUGAGCAAAUCAUCAUGACUCACAUUCUGCCCUGCGUCAAGGAACUUGUCUCAGACACCAACCAGCAUGUGAAGUCCGCUCUGGCCUCCGUCAUAAUGGGCCUUUCCACCAUACUGGGCAAGGACAACACAAUUGAACACUUGCUGCCUCUCUUCCUGGCUCAGCUCAAAGAUGAGUGCCCUGAGGUGCGUCUGAAUAUCAUCUCCAAUCUGGACUGCGUGAAUGAGGUGAUCGGCAUACGGCAGCUGUCACAGUCACUGCUGCCCGCCAUUGUGGAGUUGGCAGAGGAUGCUAAGUGGAGGGUUCGUCUCGCCAUCAUAGAAUACAUGCCCUUGUUGGCAGGGCAGCUGGGAGUGGAGUUCUUUGAUGAAAAGCUCAACACACUUUGCAUGGCCUGGCUAAUUGAUCAUGUCUAUGCCAUCCGUGAGGCGGCGACUUGUAACCUGAUGAAGCUUGUGGAGAAGUUUGGAGCAGAGUGGGCUCAGAACACCAUCGUACCCAAAGUUCUUGGUAUGGCCAAUGACCCCAAUUACCUCCACAGGAUGACCACGCUGUUCUGCAUCAAUGCUUUGUCAGAAGCAUGCGGUCAGGAGAUCACCACAAAGCAGAUGCUGCCCGUGGUCCUGAAGAUGUCCAACGACCAGGUGGCUAAUGUCCGCUUCAAUGUGGCCAAGUCCCUGCAGAAGAUUGGCCCGGUCCUCGACAGCAAUGCUCUUCAAACAGAAGUGAAGCCGGUGCUGGAGAAGCUGGCCACUGACUCUGACAUGGAUGUCAAGUAUUUUGCCCAGGAGGCCAUUAGUGUUUUGGCCCUAGCAUAACCAUCCCAAAUCAACGGCUUCCAGCAGAGAUUUCAUGCAAACAAAAUUACACUUUUACAGGAUAUUUAUUGAUGUUCAGGAACAACUGGUGAUGUAUAGAAAAGCUGUUAACAUUUUUUUUUUUUUACUGUUCAAUGGUAAUCCAUGUUCAGACAUUCUUUGCUGUAAAUGAGUGCUUUUAGACAGGCAGGGUGUGAUGUCAUCGAGUUAAGUGGUGCACGCCGACUAAUGUGCUACGCUGCUCGCUACACCGACGCCCCGCCCAUUCCUCCCUUUAUCCUUCCCCUCUGUUGUCUUUAAGCCAGUCACUGCAAUGUCUGUGCGCUUUAGAUCUGCACUAGCUUUUCUGGCUCCAAAUGUUUCCUUUGCUUUGCUCUUUCCCUGAGAGGCUAGCAUGGCUCUGGUGAGGUGGGCUUGAAAGGUUCAGCAAGACUUCUCCAUCACCAGAAUCUGCUCUUUAGCUUUGCAGAGCUGACACAGGGAGGAGGGGAUCUGCCAUUGCACGUUAUCUAAUCAAACCCUUAAGGUGAUUGCAUGUCUUUAUCGGCUUCACACCUUUACUUCUUCCGCUGCGUCCUCCUUGUUCUUUGUGGCAGAAACACCAAAUGAAUUGGUCAAAGGAAUGAACCGCUGCGACUCGGUGUAAUGGGGACCAGCCUGAUUGUAGCUUGUUGCUUAUUAUCCCUCCUUCAAAUCCUAAGUGGUUUUUGUUGAUGAGCCCACAGGAGGAGAAGUGGGAGUCACUUUAAUUUGUGCUUGCUCCUACCAGUUAUGUUAAUGCUUUUUCAAUAUGCCCAGAUAAACAGUUUGUUCCAUACAGACAAUGUUCUUGUCUCUGGACAUUUAAUUUGUCCACCUUUAAUAGGCUGUGGAAAUAAAAUGGCAGAUUUCAAUACACUUCACUGAACCAGAGCUCUGACAGGAUCUUCAGACCCUCCAUCAAGACCGAGGACUCAGCAUGUGUCUAAAGCUGCAGAAUGUUCUAUUAUGGGAUGGAAUAGGCAGAAAGAACAGUUUUUUUUCCCCUUUAAGGCUGUCAUCGUGUCCCCCCCCCCCCCCCUGUUUUUCCUGAGUAAAUCUGAUUACUGAUUGUCUUGUCUUAAAAAUACUGGUUUUUAUUUUGGGUAUUUUGUCACAGUUGGGAUGUACUACUGUAUCUUGAUCUGAAUAAAGUAACACAAAUCUACUUAA